AUGGCUGAAAAGAUUUUGUUAGAAUGUUAUGAAAAGAAUCUAAACUCAACUGAAGACACUAUAUGUCAAAACAUUUCAAAGGAAAUUAAAUGGUAUACAAUUGAUAAAGACAUGAUAACAGCUAAACUAGCUUAUUUAUUUCUUGGGGCAGAAAGAUCAUCAGUUUUACCUUAUAUAGCUGUAUUUUUGACAAGUGUGGGUCUAACCAUUGAAGAUACUGGAACUGUUUUAUCUUUGUCAUACGUAGGCAUUACGGUUGGAAGCUUGUUUUGGGGAAUAAUGGCAGAUAAAACCCGCUCAUAUAAAACUAUAUUGGUUAUUUUAUUUGUUAGUUACGGGGCAAUAAACUUGGCAAUUCCUUUAAUAAGCGCUAAAGUUGGCUGGAAAAAGUUAAAUAAAUGUCCUUUGGAAACUAACAAAACUUAUAAUGCUACGUUACCAGAAGAACCACUAGGUCAUUCAACGCAAUUAACUUUAGUAAUGAGCCUUUUGUUUUUUUCUAGUUCAUUUUUCGGAGGGAGCAUUUUUACUAUGGUCGAUGCUGCUGUUAUUCAAAAAUGUAAAAUAUCUAAAAGAAAAGCUAACUUUAGUAAACAACUUCUUUUUAUUGCAAUUGGCUUCGGAAGUGCAACAACAAUAUCAGGAAAAGUUUUAGAAAUAUUUCCCAAUGCAAAGGUGUCGUGUUAUUUUGCUGUCUAUGUUGUAUCUGCCGUAUUUUUGUUUUGUGGAUGCAUUAGCUCACUAUAUGUGUACAAAGGUGUUCAAAUGCCUCCGAAGCAAGUAAAAGAAAAUAUACGAAAAGAUUUAUGGAAAAUGUUAAAAAAAAUUGACGUAAUUUUUUUUUUAAGUACUGUUUUAAUAAAUGGAAUUAUGUACAGUAUUUAUUUAAACUACUUUUUCCUCUUUCUAAAACAAUUAAACUCAGCUAAUAUUAUAAUCGGAUUGACUGUAGCAACCGGUUCAUUUUCUGGAAUAAUUGCGUUGUUUUUUACAUCGUGGAUCAUAAAAGUUCUGUAUGGAACGUUUCAUACAAUGUUGUUUUCAACCGUUCUAAUGUCAUGCCGAUUUUUAGCAUUUACUUACCUGAGAAAUUCUUUGUUAGUUAUACCAUUGCAGCUUAUUUUACACGGCUGCAGCAUGUCUUUAUUUUUAUCGGUAAAAACCGAACAUUUAAAAAUUAUAAGCCCAAAAAACAUUCUUUCAACUAUGUUAGGCAUGACUUCGUCGAUAUUUUUUGGAAUAUCAAUGAUAGUAGGUAGCAAAAUAGGAGGAAGCUUAUAUGAAGCCUACGGCGCCCGUACACUAUUUUUCUGUACAAGUACAUUUGGUUUCUUAUGGUCAAUAUUUUUAGGAACUUUUUUAAUAUUAAAUAAAUAUCGAGCUAAAAAAAAACUAGCAACGGCUGCAUUAUGUAAAGAAGUGUUACUUUAA
Hydra vulgaris (swiftwater hydra) is the source of this 1431-nucleotide messenger RNA. Its product is annotated as major facilitator superfamily domain-containing protein 6. Gene Ontology annotation, cellular component: membrane. The record is from RefSeq and is a predicted model, not a curated record. Lineage: Eukaryota; Metazoa; Cnidaria; Hydrozoa; Anthoathecata; Hydridae.